GAAAAAACAAAAGAUAUAAAGAAUUUGACAAAAGUUACAGCUAUUAUGUGGCAAAGCUGUCUGCAAAUGCAUCUGGGAAAACAGUAGAAGACAGCCCAAGUGGUUGAACGCUUGCACUCAUGUGGGAAACCUGAAUGAAACAUCAGGCUUCUGGCUUCAGCUCAGUCAUUGAAGUUGUUUAUGACAUGAACCAACCUUUCUGUGAUCUUCAGUAUUGGAAGCUAAGCAUUGCUGUUAGUCUUGUCCUAAGACACCAACAGUUCCUGGUCUUCACAAUUCUCCCUGUGUGACCUCACUUCACUCUGGUUGUAUUUCCCUGAAUGCCACUCAGUGUCCUCAUGAAAGACAUUGGGACCAACAUCUCCAGUACCUCCAGCUUCACCUUCACAGGCUUCCCAGAGAUGGAGGACCUGGAGCACUGGCUGGCAGCCCUCCUCCUGCUGCUUUAUGCUAUCUCCAUUGUAGGUAACACCUUAAUUCUCUUCAUUGUAAAGGAGGAGCAGAGCUUGCACCAGCCAAUGUACUACUUUUUAUCUCUUUUGUCUAUCAAUGACCUGGGUGUGUCCUUUUCCACACUGCCCACUGUGCUGGCCGCUAUGUGUUUUCAUGUAUCUGAAACUACUUUUGAGGCUUGUCUGUCCCAAAUGUUCUUCAUUCACUUUUUUUCCUGGUCAGAGUCUGGGAUCCUGCUGGCCAUGAGUUUUGACCGCUAUGUGGCCAUCUGUAAUCCCUUACGCUAUUCAACUGUGCUCACCGAUGCCCAUGUGGCCCACAUUGGCAUAUAUAUCAUCAUCCGCAGCUUCUGCAUGGUCUUCCCACUUCCUUUUCUCCUGAAGAGGUUGCCUUUUUGUAAGGUCAAUGUGUUGACACAUUCUUACUGCUUACAUCCUGACCUGAUCCGCCUACCCUGUGGAGAUACUACCAUCAAUAGUAUGUAUGGCUUGUUCAUUGUCAUCUCUGCCUUUGGUGUAGAUUCAGUACUUAUCCUUCUCUCCUAUGUGUUAAUUCUAGACUCUGUGUUGGCUAUCUCUUCCCAGGAAGGGAGGCUUAAGACACUCAACACAUGUGUGUCACAUCUCUGUGCUGUGCUUAUUUUCUAUGUGCCCAUGGUUAGUGUGUCCAUGGUACAUAGAUUUGGGAAUCAUAUCCCUGAAUAUAUACACAAGUUGAUGUCCCUGAUCUAUCUUUUCGUGCCUCCAAUGCUUAACCCAAUUAUAUAUUCCAUUAAGACAAAGGAGAUUCGCAGGAAGUUACACAAGAUGUUACUAGGAUGUAAACUGUGAUCUUGAAGGAAGCUUUUGGAAAGCCAUAUGUCUUAGGAGUUUUGGGUCAUUAUUAAUGUGUGGGUAUAGAAAGUACCUCUUUGGAGUCUUUCAAUCACCUUUUAUACAUGGAUCUAAAAUUAGGAUCCUACCAUCAGUUAUAUAGUCUAAGUCUGACUAUGAAAUAUAACGAAAAGCAUCAGACUGCCCUGUGUUAUAAUAAUCCAAGUAAAAGGUUGCCACAAAUGACUUCUCUCACAGACACCAAGGAAGAGGAUUUUGAAGACUUACUGUAAAAUAGUGAAAUCAUGUCCUAGUAAAGUUGUAAUAUCUAUGCUUCCCAGUAAUCCUCAAUGUGCAAUGUGCACAUACAUAUCAUGUUAUAAUUCAGGAUUUUGUUAUUUAACAUCAUAGGUAUAGCUCAAGAAUUGUUAGUAAAAUAAUACUGUAUCUUCAGACUUUAAAAUUCAAGCAUGAUUUUGAUAAUGUUUAUAUUUAUGAAAUAAGGAAGAGUACUGCCAUAUUGUAUACAAUAGAAAAUACAUUGCUGUCACAUUUUAUUAUAU
Messenger RNA from Ochotona princeps (American pika), 1828 nucleotides. RefSeq names its product olfactory receptor 51I2-like. Gene Ontology annotation, molecular function: G protein-coupled receptor activity; olfactory receptor activity. Bases 321 to 1283 code for a protein of 320 amino acids. The record is from RefSeq and is a predicted model, not a curated record. The transcript is spliced from 3 exons. Lineage: Eukaryota; Metazoa; Chordata; Mammalia; Lagomorpha; Ochotonidae. Gene Ontology annotation, cellular component: membrane. Gene Ontology annotation, biological process: G protein-coupled receptor signaling pathway.